AGAUGAGUAAGGGAACCUGACUGACAAUUACUGUCAAAAUAUGAAAAUAGUUAUUUUAUAAAGAUUUGGACAAUUUAAAUAGCCGAAGACUUGUCUUUUGUUUAUUUUUUAUGUUGAUUAUUUAUCAUCGUACGAAAUUUAUUACUUAGAUAUUCUUAUAAUCAUAGUAUGCUAUUAGAGAUGCAGUCAUUCACAGCCUUCAUGAAAUAUGUCUUCUAUUACAGAAUGUAGAAAGUACUAGGUCGUAUAUGGACGACUUAUAUUCCCAAGAUCCCAACAAAUGCUUGUCCUCGAUAAUAUGCAUCAAGAAUUCUGUAAUUGGCUCCAACCGCCAGAAAGGGAGCGUAAUUGCACAGGGUAUAGUACCUCGAUUAAUUUAUCUGCUGAAGGAUAAAAACACAAAGAUAGAAGUUAGAAUUGAAGCAACAGUAACAAUAGGAUCUCUAGCCAAAGGCACUGCUGACCAUGUAGAACUUCUUUUACACUCGGGAACCUCUCAAAUUCUCCUUGAUAUCUUGGAAGAAACUGAACCUCGACUAAUUGAUGCUGCUCUGUGUUGCCUCCGCUCUCUGUCACAGCAUUCUAACCUAUCAGAUGUCAAAUAUACCAUAAGGAAUAUACAAAAACUCCUGACGUUUGCUUCUCCCAAAGAAAGCUUACAACGACAAUCAUGUGUUGCUAGUAUUCUCACAUCUGCUUGCAAAACUGCAGUAGAUCAAAAUAUAGUGUGCUCUGUUGGUGCUCCUGCAGUUUUAGGGGCUCUACUGGAUGUUUCCAAUAACUCUCUGAGGAUAUCUGUAGUCACUUGUUUAGCAGCAAUGUGUUUGAAUAACCCUCUUGCUGCAAAUGAAAUAAAGAACACAACUCAUAAUCAAAAGAUAAUUCCCCAUCACCUAAUAAUUUUUAUGUCCAGAGAAUACCCUAUUGACGUACAAUUGAGUGCAUCUAAAUGUAUGACAAAUCUACAUCGAGCAGGCGCAAUAUCAGCAUAUGAUCGAACGAUUCUCUUUCGCACGCUUCCUUGCUUAGUGAGGCUCUGCCAGAUAGAGUAUUCGGAAGUUCAUAGAACCAUAGCUGCUGACACGUUGGCUUAUCUAACUGAAGUAGACAGCGAUUUACAGCAACUAGCAGCCAUUAGUAAUCAGCUUGUAGAGGCUUUAGUGGAUUUGUUGAAUUGCCCCAGUGAUUCAGCUCGAGGAGCUGCUUUGAAGGCAUUCGCUUCUUUGGGUGCCAAUGAUGAAGAUAUCAGAAAAAGGAUAAUAGACACAAAGUUUUUGAUGGAAAGGGUGGUGGUUGGUUUGAGUGAAGAAAAUAAAGAAGUAAGAUUAGCUGCCGUGAGAUGUCUACAUUCUCUGAGCAGAUCCGUGCAACAACUUCGGACUACCUUCCAGGAUCAUUCUGUGUGGCGACCCCUGAUGGCAUUACUGACAGAUUCCCCGAGCAUAGAGUUGUUGACUGCAGCGUCUUCUGCGCUCUGCAACCUGCUGCUGGAGUUUUCACCUGCGAAAGAGCCCAUGAUACAACAAGGAGUGGUACAGCUGCUGGCAACGAUUACAUCGCAACCUAGCCCCAGUCUUCGAUUGAAUGGAGUGUGGGCUCUCAUGAACCUCGCCUUCCAGGCAGAACAAAGGCUAAAAUCACAAAUUCUCACUGCUCUGGGCACCGACCAGAUAUUCAGGCUUCUGGCGGACUCCGAUACCAAGGUUAUCAUGAAAACUCUAGGUCUGAUUCGAAAUUUGGUUUCUCCCCGCAUGCACACCGAUACUAUGAUGGCUCUGCACGGUCCGCAAGUGAUGCAGGGGGUCGUGCUGGUGCUAGAAGGCCCCCACAUGCCGGAUGUUAAGGAACAGGCUUUGUGCAUUCUUGGAAAUAUUGCUGAUGGAGAGAGGGCCAGGGAUCACAUCAUGUCCAACGAGGAUGUUCUAAAGAAACUCAUAGAUUAUAUGACCCACCCAGCACCAUGCCUUCAAGAAUCUGCUGUAUUUUGCAUCAAUAAUUUGACAAGGAGAGGUGAACCUGGUGCCAUUGAACGUCAAACGAGGUUAAAGGAGAUGGGAGUGGUAAAUAUAUUACAGCAGUUGUUGAGUACCACUGAUACGAUACUGUUCAACAGGGUGAAAGCAGCCCUCACCCAAUUCGCUGAUGUAUGAAUUUAAAUAUUCUUCAGAAACUCCCCAUAUAUAAUUCAAUGUGAUGUGCUGUAGACUGAGAAAUGUAACAAAUAUUUAAACCCUUCAAAGAUCUGCGUAGUUAAGUUUUAGGUUUAAAUCGAGUUCUGAAAGUACUGUAGUACCUUGUGCAUAGUUUGAUUAUAUUUGUGUUAAAUAUUUCAUCACGCACUUUAAUUAUACCAGUUAUUUAUU
Messenger RNA from Leptinotarsa decemlineata (Colorado potato beetle), 2363 nucleotides. RefSeq names its product armadillo repeat-containing protein 8. Gene Ontology annotation, biological process: proteasome-mediated ubiquitin-dependent protein catabolic process. Gene Ontology annotation, cellular component: GID complex. Lineage: Eukaryota; Metazoa; Arthropoda; Insecta; Coleoptera; Chrysomelidae. Gene Ontology annotation, molecular function: protein binding. The record is from RefSeq and is a predicted model, not a curated record.